GUGUGUACAUUAAGCAAAGUAAAUAGGGCGGAUAGUACUUCGAGUGAAAGCAGUUCUAUUACGGGGUCUGAUUAUUCGGAUUUUGAGGCUUCGAUGGAAGGCGAACAUAAUGGAAGAGUUUAUAAAUCUGUUGGUAAAAUCAGGCCCUGGCAAUUUGAACCGCCAGGACGAACGAAACCUAAAAUAGAGCGCGAGAGUCAGAGGAGGAUCCAUAGCCCGUGCGCCGCGGCCGCCUCAAUCAAGAAAGCGAGAAUGGUGAGUGCAUUUACGAUUAUAAAUAAAGUAUCUGAAAAUCAUUUGCUUCUUAAACGUAGGAGCGAUCAAGUAAAGAAAACCAAAUGUACAGACUCUUGAAUACCAUGGGAGCGAAUUGUUUUUAUGCUACACGCACGUACCUUCCGAAGCUAAGGUUUCACUGACUGAAAAUAUAAACAUACACGCUUGUGGAGGUGAAUUGGCUGGAUUAUACACGUUCACACGCAAUUGAAUCGGUUUGAAGUUUUCCUGUGUUGUAUUUUACGAACGAUUUAAGAUUCCUCGGCUUUUACUUUAAAACGUGAUGUAGCAAAAAAUAGCAUUCGUACAUGUAGAAUUGUAAAUAAAGUAAAGUAGCCUAAAGUUUGAGUUAUCUCGCACGUUUGUGACAGUUAUAAAGCUGAUAACUGUUCUUUUUGGUGAAAGCGAUCAUAAUUUGAGAAACAUUACCUGCUUGUUAUUUCCUUAGUACGAGUUUGUCGCGGACUCGAUUCCUUUUUUUUUUUUUACCAAAGCACUGCGUUUUAAACGGUGGGUACAAGAUAGUCAUAUGACUUGUGCUUUAAUGGUUUCCUCUCUCAGGCUUUAGGCUUGUUUUAUUUACGAUAAACGUGCGCGAGUAAUCUACUGUUCACUCAGCUGACAUUGGUACAUUUUUGAAACGAGUAACCUUUCGGACAGGAUUGAUUUCAUUAUGUUUCCGGUUGCAAAUGAGAAACAACGUUUGAGCAUGGCGCUCAUAACAAGGCGAUUCUUGUGACAUCCGUUUACAGCAUGGUUCUGUUGUUAUACACUUCCAUCGGAAGUUAAUUAAACUUAGGCACACGAAUGUGCUAUACAUGCUGCUCAAUGUUAGUUGUAAUCAUUCGUGAAAAACUCUCAGUUAGAGACGAAACGCAUCGAGAGAAAUAAACAAAAAGUUACAAAAGUAGGAAAUCAUCUUUUGUGUUGCCUACUAGUCUCAUUAAAAAAUGUUUAAAAAGGAUAAAUCUUGCCCAUUUCCGGACCGUGGAAGAAGACUUUUGUUCACGAAACCAGAUGACGACCUCCCAUAAUACGUGACAAUACUUUGCGUUUAGUCACGCUCACUCCUGAACCGAUGGGCCUGAGGUCACAGUGCUACACUCCAGACAAAAUCUAAAGACAAAUAGUUUUCGGCUUGGAAUUAAAAAACAUUUCUUUAAGUAUAGAAUUCGAUAAUAGUUAAGAGGAAAAAUUGUGGGAACAUAUAUAUUUUUACAGCUGUUUGGAAUAACGUGCAAAUUAUCUGUGGCUCUGAAUACAGACAUGCGAUCCGUCGCGUUUCGAUUAUUCAACCUUCGUUAUUUUAUUUCUCACUUCGUAUUUCGUAGUCUCUAAAUGGUGACCUAUAUCAGAAUCGAACAAAUCUUACUUUUUUUCCGCUCGUAAAUUUCGGCUGCAGCUGAACAGCCGAGACGAAUUUGUUAGUCUCAGGUCUUGACAUGACACUUUUCACUGCCUUACACACGUGUGACGUAUCACAUCACGUGACCUGAAUCGAACCGUUUUCAAAGUGGCCGUCGAUUAGGCGUCAAAAAAAAUUUGUAAAAAAUUUAAUUCUGCACAAUAUAUCGUUAACUUGCUCAUUUUGGAUUCUUUAACCUAAGAGGAAUGUAUUGGGACAAAAAAAAAGGAGAAAAAUUUGGCGUCAGUUACCCUUUAAACAAAUCGAUAUGUCAACGGCAGACCAGCUGAUAUCGAUAUUCCGAAAUAAUACUGAAGUAAAUGCCGCGACGUUGAAAUAGAAUUCGACUUUUCUUCGAGGAAGUUUUGAUUAAUACUCGACGCAGUCAGCGCAUGUGUAGGCGAGACAAAGCUGUUUGCAAGAAAAAGAUGUGACUACGAUUGUAGACGCUGAAUGCGAAGAGUCUUUGACCCCUCGAAACGUUUGCUCGUCGAUCCUCCAAGCUCACAGAGGGUUUAUAAAUAGGGAACCUUUUACGAGUGAAUCUUAGAGCGAAACUUUGAUCGAACUAAUGGGGGAACUUGUGAGCACUGAUAAAAAGUAUGAAUGAAACAUAAGGUUAAACAAACAUCAGUAGCACAACUGAUCAGUCCAUAAUAUCCAACCAAAACACUCUCGUGGCCAAGCAGAAUGAAACGCAGUCAGAGGACUUAUCUGAUGGUCAACCAAUGAACAGAAAAGGAAAGCUGAUAUGGAAAAAUACAUGACAAGAAGGAGAAGAAAUAAUAAGUUCAGAAAUAAGCAAAACAGAGCUCUGCACGCAAAAAGAUUAAAAAACAUUGAAAAAAGAGAAUCUCAAAGGCAGACAUUUAACAAACGCAAAGAAUCAAAUCUUGAUCAUAUCAGAGAACUGAAUAGGCAGGCAUUUGCCAAAAGUAAAAAGAGUAACCCUCAGCAUGUACAAGAAGUGAACAAAAAUGCACAGAAUAGCACAGAAUUUUUCAACCAAAUUUUAUUGUUUUUUUAAUAUUAUUAAAUCCCCUAGUAUCAGUUAAUAUUCUUGUAAUUAAAAUAAUUACAUCAAAUCUUGCAGAUGUAUGGCAGAUUAUUUUUUCUCUGAACCUCCUAACAUUUUACCAUUUGAAGGGACUGGUAUUGGCUAUAUAAGUAUGGUCAAAGUAAAGGUUUUUGCACAACCUGUGCACUGAGUUUUUGUAAUAAAAUAUUGUAUCCUUCUCAAAACUAGUUUAUCAGAAUAAGAGUGGGUUACCGGGAACAAUUAUGGCUUUUGUGAUGAUAGUUUCCAGAUUUGAAAAAAAGUCACUGCCUACUAAAAUCCUCAGUUCCUUUGCCUUGCUAACCCAACCUCAUCAAAACAUUGCCAACAGGAGUGAUUAGCAAAUUAUUGAUACAGACAAGAGGGCCUAUUCCCACAUACAUCCUCCUCAACCCUCUUAGCUUACUAUGGUCAUGGCAUUUCAAACAUGGUGUAUAUGCCACAAAUUUUUCCAUUUCCCUGACUAAUUACUUUGUAAUAGUGUUUAUAUGUUGAGGAAAUGGUUGGGUUGAAAUAUAAUACAAAGACGUGCCAGUAGAUAGUUUUAUUACAGUUUUUAUUCAGUGUAACGUAGGGCUGGAAAAUAAACUAAUAAGAGCUCCGCUUUUAGGCUUGGCUAAAUCUAUAUAUAAGUAAAAGCUGAAAAUUUGUCCUGAAGAAGAGACUCUAGUCUCUUAACGUCAAGACUUGUUCACCGUUGCUGAAAUCAAGUCACAGUUUUAUUGAGAAAAACAAAAACAAAAACGAAAAAACUUGUGCGGCAAUUUUUAAACUUUUUUAAAACUUAAAAUUGAUCGGAUGCUUAAAUAAUAUAUAGAAAUAUGCAUUACCCAGACUCGACCAGGUUCAACUUUAAAGGGUUGUCACUAUAAAUCAUUGCCAAAUUAUCUGAGCAGCAGUAUAAACGAUGUUUAAUUUAUGAGGUUGAUAUUGAAAGUUAUAACACGCGAACAUGCCCCACUUGGAUUACAAGACACUCUACGCCCUCAUCACUUUUAAAGCAAGACCAAGUUUAUUCGAGAUUUUUCUCAUUCUUUUAUCAAUGGAAAGUUUCUAAAUGACAACUUUCACUAAAGACAUAAAUAGUAUUGUGCGACGAAUUAUAUCUCGCUUCAUGCUUUCAUGAAUACCCUUUGGCGCUUUUACCUUCAAACCCUUACUCAAUUCCGCAUCAUUCGUUUUCAAUAAGUUAUCCCCACAAAACCAAACUAAAAGUACUAAUAAUGUCUGGCAGAAUUAUUUGGAAUCGAGGCUCGGUCAACUGUAAACAAUAAAAAAAUCUAAGCUGCCAUUCACAAAUAAUACAAUUUUUAAACUGGUCUGACAAAUACCAAACCAUGAAAACCCAAAAGAUUGAAUUUUGGUUAACGGAGAGUAAAUUUACAAAAUAAACACCCAUGGUGAGCGAUCGUUUGUUCUCUAUCACGUAAAAGCUGCAUUUUUUCAUGUCUCUUAAUUCUGAGCAACUGGGAAUGAGGAGCGAGGGUUCCUUGUUAGUCUCGUCACGAACGACAGCUAGUUUCCCCAACAGCUGAGGCUAGUAAACGUGACUAAGGAAAACCGACAUAAACGUGACUAAGAAAACCGACAUAAGGUUACAAAGAAGCUAAAAUUAGUCUUGUCUAGGUCUACCGUACAUGUAAGACAUAAAGGUCCGUGGGGCGAUCUUACAGAAAUCAGUAACUCACAACUCUUUCCUAACAACUAGCACCCGAAGGAAUUCAUCUCUCAACAAAACACAUUUUUGAAAGACAGCUCAUCUCAAGUAAGUGCAAGGUAGCUGAUAUCUUUGCAAACAAUAGAAUAACACCGGCACUAUCAUGCCAAGCGUACCAUUCUGAAUGUCCCAGUUACGAUACCUACAUUCAAAGCUUCAAAGUUUGAAGCUGAUUAAUUAUGAGCAACUGAGCUGGUCUGAAUUGUAGGUUUCAACUGAUUCAAAAUACAUAAAUGUUUACCUUCUUAACUUAAAAGGAAAGAUAUAAACCGUCAAUGAAAACAUGGCCAAAAUUUUAACCGUUAAAAGACUGUUGGCUUUAAAAGUCUUCACACCCAUUCAAAGCCUCUGAUUCGUCUCGUUAAUUUGAUCAUCAGCAGCUCUGUGUCGAUUAUUCAUUCUGAAAUGGCUGUGAUAGUGUCAUGUUGUCUCUAUUUCCAUCCAAUGUGUUUGUGCCAUUUGCUUUGAAGUUCCAUUUGUGCUAUCGUCAGCAUCUGCUCGUUAGAUCCCCGACAGUCCAUUUGCAAAUUGCAUCAAGCUGAUGCAGUGAACGGUCAGAAAUCCCUUUUCUUAGAAUCUGAGACGGAAUAUCUUACGCUGCUCUAAUAUACCUUCUUUGAGUUAGCUUAACGUGCACGGAAGCAUCAAACGUUAUAAGUCACGUUUGUUUGUUACAUUCGACUUCCUGAGUAAUAUUUCUCCUUGCUUUCUACAUUCACAAUAUACUUUGGACAUGAUCACUUGGCUGAUCGUCGAGAUGAAGUUGAUACUAAUAAACAAACGCUUAGGGUUUCGGGACCGGCCAUUAUUUAUCGCCGGGGGAGGGGGAGGUCGAACGAUUUUGGUUGCGUCACGAUACAAACUACUUGAUUUCCCCAUAAGGCUUUGUAAUAGUUUUAUGGUGCCCCUCUUUGAUCGCUUAGGUGACGUUCCAAACUUCCUAUGUUUGAACAUGUUUGCGAUUCAAACAUAAAUACAGCUUAAGUACACUCUGUAUACUACGGGGGGAGGGAGGAGUGUAAUUUUCAACUUUGGACCUUUCCAUGAAUUUUCCUGUUUGGGAUGUUUAGGCUAUCAUGUUAUCCUACACCAAAUAAGAUAAUUCUGAAAGUUGACAAAACAACAGAAUACUGCCAUCUUGUUUGCCUUACAAUAAUAUCUGAGAACAGCAUAACUGUUUGUAGUAGAGCAGAUUUGCACAUGAUCAGAGAAGUCUGGUUAGAAGGAUUAAACCAAUAGAUUUUAAUCAGAUCAACAGAUUAUUUCUCAACAAUGUGAAAUUUUUUUAAGUCUAACCUAUAUCGUCUUCCAUUAUCUCAUCCCGAUGCUACCUUUAUAUACCUCAAAUCUCUGGAUGAACAAGGAAGUUGCUAUUAAACUAUUGGUGAAAAGUGCUUAAAAAAAGGAUUGUGGACUCGAUUGCGCGAUAUAUAGCAGUCGAUGAUUGACCUCCAGCUGUAUUCCUCGAUGGAUUUCAAUGCUCAGCAACUGUGUAAGCACAUCCUUCGAAAGACAGUUCAUCUUCAGUAAAUGCAGCAUUUUUAAACUGUUCACUUAAUAAUUUUGAAAAAUACCCGUAAAAAAACAUGUUGAUAUCAAACGUGACUUCCUGACUACCUUACUUCGAACAUGUCGAGAUACUUACCUUCGAAGCUGUUCGUGAACAACUGACACGUGUACAGUUUAUAUUGCUUGUUCUUUACAGUGGUUGUAUUAGCCUAAUUACACUUCCCGUUUUCUAAAAAAAUGCUCUUUGAAACAGAGGAACAGAAACCCUUCUUUCCUAUUUCAGGUUGCCGUCUGAUUUGUAUGAUCAAGCCAAAUAUCUAUUACACUCACUUAGAGUGAUCUUAAGAGACGCUUGUUAAUUUUAAUAAAGAAAUCAUUACGACUUCAACACGUCAGGUACGGUAUUCGUUUUAAUCAUUCCCAUGUCGCAAGCCACAAGAGAACUUUUACCGAAGAAGGGGAAAGUCUUACCCGGCGCUAAAAUUUCCGUGCUGAUAUGUUCGCAAACGUAAGCAUUUAAUUUUGUAAAUAUAUUAACCAAGGAAGAGCCUGCUAUGAGACAUGCAUGAAACAGAUCAGUGAUUCAAAUUCCGUGAAGGAUUGUUAGUGUAAUAGAGAUGAUAAACAACUGAGCAAUUACAUUCCCACCCAAUAAGUUGAAAUAAUAACCUUACAAGCCCGGACUGGCAAAAUUUUAUUCUCAGAGCAAGGUAUAGUUUGAACGCUCCGUUGUGACGUGACAAUAAAGCGGAAAGGAAAAACAUUUUGGCGUAAAUACAUAUUAUAUGACGCCUGGGCUCUAUUGCAAAAUUUAUGGCAGUCAAUACUUAAUUGACCAUUUGUUGUGUUCCUCAGCACGCAGUGGGUUUUAAUGCCCAGAAAAUGGAGGCAUAUCCUGCUAUGAAGAAAACCAAUAGAAAUCUACAACACGGAUUGUGUGGGUGGUUUUCUCAGGAACAGUUCCUAACGUAUAUAUCUCAACAUGUUAAGAGAGUGUCUCUGUAAGAGCGGUCCGGUCGAUUUUGCUUGAGACACGGAUUUCGCUCGUUUCUCGUGUGUUGUAAGACAUUCAUGUACCUAUACUAAAACCACAAUCAGUUUGAUCGGAUCUCUUUAUUUUUCAGAGUUUUAAGGAAAUUAAAUUUCACUCGAGCGAAGGCUUGUCGUGACACUUUUCAAGACUUUAAUUUCAUACAACUUUGGAGGACAAUUUACAAAAAACUACGGAACUCAGCAAAAAACAAAUACCACAGCCAUGUAUAUUAACUCUAUCUUAUCUAUCGAGGCGACUUUCGUAAACAUCACGUGUCAGUCAAAGAAACAGGAAGACUUGAAUGACACCUUAUCGGUUCGCCUAAAUCAAACACGCCAAAACCGAUCAAAUUCAAGGUAAAUUUUUGAAAAAGUGAGGCGUUCUUAACUGAUCCAACUAACAUAGCUAGGAAGAAGGUGCCAUAGAAAAGAUAAUUACAGAAAAAAACUUUGCGGCCCGACCUUUACGAGAACUUUAUUUUUCAAAAAGCUCUAGGAAUAUCAGUCUAAACAGUGAAGGCAUGCUUUGUGGUACAGACAACUUUUAUUUUAUUCUCAUAACUUUCUCCUUAAAUACAUUUCGUUCCAAAUAGGACUAGCAUCAGUUCAUAGAUUUAAAAACAAAUAUUUACCACGUAAAUAAAUGUGUUUAGAUAAUCGAGAUAACCAUUGAACCUCUUGUAUCGCACCGGAAAUAACGUGUCUUGUCUUUGCCCAACUCUGAGAGCGUGGAGCGGCGAAGACGCGAGAUACGAGUCUCGCGUCUCGCGGAUUCACCAUGCUCACAGGAUACGCGUGACCUCACUAUCUUUAAGAAAAAUAAGAGACUACUCGAAGUCUGUAUUCCGUUCAACCAUUUCAUAAGAGUGACGCGAGUCUUUCAAUUGAGUGAGAAAGUCACAAACCCAUUCUUUACCUCACGAGCGUAACCACUGACCACUCACGAAUUACAGUAGGCUUCUCCUUUUACGCGGAAAUUGAAAUCGUAUCGAAUAUACAAAGUUAUAAUGAGUUCCUUUAGAUCUACCGAACUUGUAUCGCGUUGGAAACAAUUACAAGUACAGGAAAAGUCGUUCACAAGCGAGACGUUUAUUAGUUCUCAGGACUGCUUUUUGAAUAGCAAAGAUGGAAAAAACGUGUGGCUUAAGUGGUUUGGUACGACUGUCUGAAUGCUGAUCAUGAACUGAUCAGAACAAAGACACACCAAACUGCACAAGUGCUUAAGUGCUAGGUCAAACAUGGAACUGUCUUCGGUAAUUAUGUUUAGAAGCUAAGUCUUUAAUUCAGCUUUUUAAUUUUAACGUAGAUUCUUUACAAAUCUUUUCGCGAUUUACAUUCUCAGCUGUUAAAAGUAGAAUUCCGUUCUUAAGAAGUUUGAUGUCGAGGUUUAUUGAAAUUAUUCUUGAAUCUUGUCUGGAAUAUUUGCCGAAACAUGUUCUGUUGAAGUUAUAAGCUGUUUCCUUUUUUUCUUGUUUAGUGCAAACCGAGGAGAGAGAGACAAUUGUUACUCUACAGAUAG
Molecule: messenger RNA, 8515 nt
Organism: Pocillopora meandrina
Lineage: Eukaryota; Metazoa; Cnidaria; Anthozoa; Scleractinia; Pocilloporidae
Source: the annotation of a GenBank genome assembly